AGCAGCGGUGGUGACGUCGAGGGUGAGGUGGCCUUGAAGAACAUUAUUAUUAUUUAAGUCCGUGCUGACAAUGUCGGGAUCAAAGGUGGACUCUUUAGUGGGCUUCAGGAUGGCGAAAGCAGAACUUGUGGUUCCUGACGGUCUGCUGAAGGCAGCGAGGAAGAGCGGCCAGCUAAACCUGAGCGGACGAGGACUCACAGAAGUUCCUCAGAGUGUCUAUCGCCUCAACAUUGACACAUCAGAAGAAGCCAAGCACAAUGUGUCAUUUGGAACAACUGAUCGUUGGUGGGAACAGACCGACCUGGCAAAAUUGCUGCUUGCAUCCAAUCAGCUUACAGCAUUGUCUGAUGAUAUUGGACUGCUCUGUGCUCUUACUGUGCUGGAUCUCCAUGACAAUCGCCUGAAUAGUCUCCCCAGUGCUUUGGGUGACCUGGGGGAACUGCAGCAGCUGAGACUGAGUCAUAACCAGCUGAAAUCACUGCCAGUGGAAGUUUGCGCUCUGAAGAACCUUCGUAGCCUGACGCUCCAGCGGAACGCCAUUGAGAACCUGCCAGUCCAACUGGGUCAGCUGCAGAGCCUGACCGAGCUGGACCUGUCUAACAACCUUCUGAAGAACCUCCCCCCCAGCCUGGGUGAUUUGACUUCUCUUCAGAAACUAAACUUGUGUCACAACAAGCUCACCUGUCUGCCUGACAGCCUGGCACUGCUCAGAAAUGUCAAACUGUUGGACUGCAGCAAUAACCAGCUGACUGACAUUCCUGUUAGCCUAUCUCAGAUGGCUGCACUGGAACAGCUGUACCUCAGACACAACAAGCUCCACCUCCUGCCACAUCUCCCUGCAACUUCCAUCAAGGAGCUGUAUUUUGGUAACAACCAUAUUGAGAGGCUGGACCCCAUGCAGUUGUUGAACCUGACUGAAGUCUCCCUUCUGGAACUCCGGGACAACAAGAUCAAAGUUCUUCCUGAAGAGAUUACCUUACUGAGCAUGCUGACACGCCUAGACCUCACCAACAAUGACAUCAUCACACUUCCAGCCUCUGUUGGUUUGCUUCCCAGUCUGACGACAUUACAGUUGGAGGGAAAUCCACUGCGAGGAAUCAGGAGAGAUCUGCUCACUAAAGGAAGCAGUGAACUCCUGAAGUAUUUAAGAGGAAGAAUUAAAGAAGAGCCAGAGAGAUCAGAUGAAGGAUCUACUGCAGUGAUGUUACCUAGUCAAGCCAAAGUGAAUCUGCAGAAGAUAAAAGCUCUGAGGUUAUUGGAGUACAGUGAAAAGCAGACUGAUAGUAUUCCAGAUGAGCUGUUUGAUGCUGCAGCCAAUCACAGUGUCGUCGCUAUUGACUUCAGUAAGAACCAGCUGAUCUCUGUUCCUACCAGACUGGGGGAGCUGCAUUCUUCACUGUCUGAUGUCAAUCUGGGCUUCAACAGGCUGAACUGCCUUUCUCCUGAGAUCUGUUCUUUACUCCAGUUAAUGCAUGUGGACCUCAGAAAUAACCAGCUAAGCAUUUUGCCCUCUGACAUGAAGAACCUAACUAAGCUGCGCUCGAUCAUCCUCAAUUAUAACAGGUUCCAGUCCUUCCCUGAAGUUUUGUACCACUUGGUUUCUCUGGAGACCGUGUUGCUUGCUAACAACCGUGUGGGUGCCUUGGACCCUGUUUGUCUGAAAAAGCUGAGUCAUCUGACAACAUUGGACCUGUCCAAUAAUGACCUGCUUAACAUCCCGCCUGAGUUGGGGCUGUGCACGAGUCUAAGGUGUCUGAGUCUGGAAGGAAAUCCUUUCCGCACACCCAGACCAGCCAUUAUGACCAAAGGAACUGAUGUGGUAUUGGAGUACCUCCGAAGCAGAAUUCCCACAUGACCUAUGACUUCAGCUUGUACCCUGCAUCAUCAUCGUGUUGUUUAUGAAGCAGGAAUGUCCACUUCUGUGAUAACAGUAUUCAUUAAAUG
Messenger RNA from Thalassophryne amazonica, 1944 nucleotides. RefSeq names its product leucine rich repeat containing 40 (gene lrrc40). Lineage: Eukaryota; Metazoa; Chordata; Actinopteri; Batrachoidiformes; Batrachoididae. Gene Ontology annotation, molecular function: protein binding. Bases 71 to 1855 code for a protein of 594 amino acids. The transcript has 16 exons. The record is from RefSeq and is a predicted model, not a curated record.